Setaria italica (foxtail millet) is the source of this 1969-nucleotide messenger RNA. RefSeq names its product sugar transporter ERD6-like 4. Gene Ontology annotation, molecular function: sugar transmembrane transporter activity. The transcript is spliced from 17 exons. Lineage: Eukaryota; Viridiplantae; Streptophyta; Magnoliopsida; Poales; Poaceae. The record is from RefSeq and is a predicted model, not a curated record. Bases 139 to 1647 code for a protein of 502 amino acids. Gene Ontology annotation, cellular component: membrane. Gene Ontology annotation, biological process: transmembrane transport; carbohydrate transport.
CCCAUUCAACGGAGGCGAAGGGGGUCUCCUGACAUUCGCUUCGUCGUCUCCUCCCAUCCCAAUUCCCAACAGGAGAGGAAACAAAUCCAAUCUCGCGGCCAGCUGGCCGGCGAUCGUGAAUCCGGCGAGAGCGGCGCCAUGGCGAGCAACAGGGCCGGCGGUGGCGGCGGCGGCUACGAGAGCGGCAGCGACCACGACGGCGCGCUGCAGAAGCCGCUGCUGCCCAACAGCGGGAGCUGGUACCGGAUGGGGAUGGGGUCGCGCCAGUCCAGCCUCAACGCCGGCACCUCCUCCAUGGCCGUCCUGCGCGAGUCCCACGUCUCCGCCUUGCUCUGCACGCUCAUCGUCGCGCUCGGCCCCAUUCAGUUCGGCUUCACCGGCGGCUACUCGUCCCCGACGCAGGACGGCAUCAUCCGGGACCUCAACCUCUCCAUCUCCGAGUUCUCGGUGUUCGGCUCGCUGUCCAAUGUGGGCGCCAUGGUCGGAGCCAUCGCCAGCGGGCAGAUGGCUGAGUACGUUGGCCGUAAAGGGUCAUUGAUGAUUGCAGCGAUUCCAAACAUCAUUGGUUGGCUUGCAAUCUCCUUUGCAAAAGACUCUUCAUUUCUGUAUAUGGGACGAUUGCUUGAAGGAUUUGGUGUCGGUAUCAUUUCCUAUGUGGUACCAGUAUACAUUGCAGAAAUAUCUCCUCAGAACAUGAGAGGAGCUCUUGGCUCCGUGAACCAGUUGUCUGUAACCCUUGGUAUCAUGUUUGCCUAUUUGCUCGGCAUGUUUGUUCCUUGGAGGCUUCUUGCAGUAAUAGGAACCUUGCCCUGCAUAGUGUUGAUACCUGGCCUAUUCUUCAUUCCAGAAUCUCCAAGAUGGCUGGCAAAGAUGAAUAUGAUGGACGAUUGCGAAACUUCUCUACAAGUUCUGAGGGGAUUUGAUGCUGAUAUCACUGCAGAAGUUAAUGAUAUAAAGAGAGCGGUAACAUCAGCAAACAAAAGGACUACAAUCCGUUUUCAAGAGUUGAACCAAAAGAAAUUCCGCACACCCCUAAUUCUAGGAAUUGGCCUACUUGUGCUGCAACAACUAAGUGGAGUAAACGGCAUACUUUUUUAUGCAAGUAGCAUCUUCAAAGCUGCAGGGCUCAAGAACAGUGAUCUGGACACAUUUGCACUUGGAGCUAUCCAGGUUCUUGCCACUGGUGUUACAACCACGUUCUUGGACAGAGCUGGCCGACGAAUCCUCCUUAUUAUUUCUGCUGCUGGGAUGACUCUAAGCCUUCUUGCAGUUGCUGUUGUAUUUUUCAUCAAGGAUAAUAUUCCACAUGACUCUGACUUGUAUAACAUCUUAAGUAUGGUGUCCUUGGUUGGUCUCGUGGCUUAUAUUGUCGCCUUCUCCUUUGGUAUGGGUGCGAUUCCAUGGAUCAUAAUGUCUGAGAUCCUCCCAGUUAGCAUCAAGAGUCUCGCAGGAAGCUUUGCGACACUGGCCAACUGGUUGACAUCCUUUGGAAUAACAAUGACAGCGAAUUUGCUGCUCAGCUGGAGUGCUGGAGGUACGUUUUCCGCCUACUUGAUUGUGAGUGCUUUCACUCUUGUGUUCGUCAUCCUUUGGGUGCCAGAGACAAAGGGAAGAACCCUCGAGGAGAUACAAUGGUCGUUCCGCUGAGCUCCAGCAUUCAUCAAAGUAUGCAAUGGUUCUUCGAGUUUUUUCUCACUUUAGAUGGCAAGAAUUGGUUCACAUAAUCAGUGUUCUUGGCUAUUCUUCCGCAACUCAAAUCACUGGAUAAAGGCCAUGCAUUGUUUCUGUUCAUACUUUGUUUUGUACAUGAGAUUUUACAGUGUUGUUUUAACUUUUCCCAAAUAGACAUGUAAAUGCUUGUGCAGUGAAUCUUGUAUUGCUUUCGUUUCUGUUUUCACCUCAGACAUUGUACGAUCAACAAAAGUUGUCAAAAUAAAAUGCAAAUCUUGGUUCCCGAAUACAAUGUAAA